GAGGCGCUCGGCGGUUCCGGGUCAGACGGGGAGAAGAUGUCUGCGGGGCUGGAGCUGUACUGCUGGCCCGGGGGCUGGGGGCUGCCCUCCGUCGACCUGGACAGCCUGGCCGUCCUGACCUACGCCCGUUUCACCGGGGCCCCCCUCAAGGUGCACAAGAUUGCCAACCCCUGGAGGAGCCCGUCAGGCUCCCUGCCCGCCCUGAAGACCAGAGACUCCGGCGUCAUCUCCCAGCCGCACAGGAUCAUCACACACCUGCGCAAGCAGAAGUACAACGCCGACUACGACCUCUCGGCCCGUCAAGGGGCAGACACGCUGGCCUUCGUGUCCCUGCUGGAGGAGAAGCUUCUCCCUGUGCUGCUGCACACGUUCUGGGCGGACGGCAGGAACUACGUGGAGCUGACUCGUCCGUGGUACGCGGGGGCCGCCCCGUUCCCCCUCAACUUCUUCCUGCCCGGGCGGCUGCAGCGGCAAAACCUGGAACGUCUCCACGUGGCCUGCGGGCAGCGAGGAGGCCGGGACGAGGAGGAGCUGGAGAAGGAGCUGUACCGGGAGGCCCGCGAGUGUCUGACGCUUCUGUCCCAGAGACUCGGCCGCCAGCAGUUCUUCUUCGGAGACUCGCCGGCCUCCCUGGACGCCUUCGUCUUCAGCCACGUGGCGCUCCUGCUGCACGUCCAGCUGCCCAGCGGGAAGCUGCAGGCCCACGUGAGGACCCUCACCAACCUGACCGCUUUCUGCACGCGCAUCCUGCGCCUCUACUUCCCCCGGGACCCAGGGGAGUUCCAGCCGGCGGCCCCCGCGGCCCCCGUGGCCCCCGAGGACCCGCCUUUUGGGCGGCGAGGACAGGUCCUGGCGGUGCUGGUGGGCCUGGCGGCCAUGGUGGGCUACGCCCUGCUGAGCGGCAUCGUCUCCAUCCAGCGGGCAGUGCCCGCCCGGGCCCCCGGCCCCCGGCCCCUCGCCCUGGCGGACGACGAGGACGAGGACUGAGCGCGGGUCGCGCCCGCCCCGCCGGGAAUAAAGCCGCUACUCGCUACCCACCCCGCGUCCGGCGCC
Tachyglossus aculeatus (Australian echidna) is the source of this 1053-nucleotide messenger RNA. RefSeq names its product metaxin 1 (gene MTX1). The coding region runs from base 37 to 987 and encodes 316 amino acids. The transcript is spliced from 8 exons. The record is from RefSeq and is a predicted model, not a curated record. Lineage: Eukaryota; Metazoa; Chordata; Mammalia; Monotremata; Tachyglossidae. Gene Ontology annotation, cellular component: SAM complex. Gene Ontology annotation, biological process: mitochondrion organization.